Trypanosoma brucei brucei TREU927 is the source of this 318-nucleotide messenger RNA. RefSeq lists its product as hypothetical. The coding region runs from base 1 to 318 and encodes 105 amino acids. The record is from RefSeq and is a predicted model, not a curated record. The transcript has a single exon. Lineage: Eukaryota; Euglenozoa; Kinetoplastea; Trypanosomatida; Trypanosomatidae.
AUGGAGGUAAGUAAUGAAGAUAAUCUUAACAUCGAUGGUGAUGAUGAUUAUUAUUAUUAUUAUGGUAGGAAUGAAACUGAGGCUCCAAAAUCGUUUGUUUGUGUUUUUUUUUUCCCCUUCCCAUUUUGUUUCUUCAUUCAUUGGGGUACGGUCCACCCUUCUUCAAGAGAAUGGUGUGAAGAGAAUAGUUUUGACGAUGCUUCUGAGUACGAAGAGAAGAACGGGUUUGCGUUUGUGUGUUUGUUUUCGUGUAGGAUGAAGGGAAGGAGGAGGGAAAAACGCCGAAGUUUUGUAGUAUCUGUCAAAGAGUGGAGGUGA